Molecule: messenger RNA, 1161 nt
Organism: Acanthamoeba castellanii str. Neff
Lineage: Eukaryota; Discosea; Longamoebia; Acanthamoebidae
Product: ADP/ATP carrier protein
Exons: 4
Coding region: 1-1161 (386 amino acids)
Biological process (GO): mitochondrial ADP transmembrane transport; mitochondrial ATP transmembrane transport
Cellular component (GO): mitochondrial inner membrane
Molecular function (GO): ATP:ADP antiporter activity
Source: RefSeq, a predicted model, not a curated record
AUGUCGUUUUGGAUGGACUUCCUGCUGGGCGGCCUGUCAGCCGCGGUUUCCAAGCUGGGUGCCGGUCCAGUCAACCGAGCCAAGAUCGUUCACCAGGCCCAGGGCGAGCUGCUGCGACAGGGCCGCCUGGGCAGGCCCUACGGCGGCCUGGCCGACGCGCUGGCCCGCACCGUGCGCGCCGAAGGUCCGCUGAGCCUGUGGCGCGGCGCGAUGUACGACGUCAUCAGCUACUUCCCCACGCAGGCCCUCAACUUCGCGCUCAAGGAUUCCUUCAAGAAACUCUUCCCCUUCGACCGCCGACAGCACGGCUACGGCCUGUGGUUUUUCGGCAACAUAAUGUCCGGGGGUCUGGCGGGCGCCACGUCGCUGCUGAUUGUGACGCCGCUGCAGCUGGCCACCACGGUGCUCGCUGCCGACGUGCUCGCGCCGGAGCUCGGACGCACGACCUACCAGUAUACGGGCAUGGCCGACGUGAUCAGCAAGACCUUUCAGCACAGCGGGCCGCUGGGCCUCUUCAACGGCUUCGGCGUGAGCGUCGCCGGCAUCGUGCUCUACCGCGGCGCCUACUUCGGCCUCUAUGACACGCUCAGGCCGUUGGUGCCGCAGAACAACUUCCUGGCCUCCUUCCUGGUGGGCUGGGGCGUGACCAUCGCUGCCGGCCUGGCGACUUACCCACUCGACACCAUCCGGAGGCGAAUGAUGAUCGCGGGAGCGACCCCGAUGGCCUACAGCAGCGCGCUCGAGUGCACGCUGACGAUCUGGCGCGAGGAGGGCGUGGCGGGCUUCUUCCGUGGCGCCCUGUCCAACAUCGUGCGCGCCAUUAUCGGCGCCAUGAUCCUCGUUCUCUACGACCAGCUACAAGCCGCCCUCACUGCUCCCCCCGCCCCCGCCCCCGCCCCCGCCCCAGCCGCCAACGGCGACAGCGAGAGGCGAAUGAUGAUCGCGGGAGCGACCCCGAUGGCCUACAGCAGCGCGCUCGAGUGCACGCUGACGAUCUGGCGCGAGGAGGGCGUGGCGGGCUUCUUCCGUGGCGCCCUGUCCAACAUCGUGCGCGGCAUCAUCGGCGCCAUGAUCCUCGUUCUCUACGACCAGCUCCAAGCCGCCCUCACUGCUCCCCCCGCCCCCACCCCCGCCCCAGCCGCCAACGGCGACAGCGAGUAA